Messenger RNA from Sander lucioperca (pikeperch), 1016 nucleotides. Its product is annotated as GTPase IMAP family member 7-like. The record is from RefSeq and is a predicted model, not a curated record. The transcript has 3 exons. NCBI's taxonomy places the organism in Eukaryota, Metazoa, Chordata, Actinopteri, Perciformes, Percidae. The annotation marks the transcript as partial. Gene Ontology annotation, molecular function: GTP binding.
ACAGUUCCAGGGAGACGAAGAACAAACAGCAGGGAUGAACCUCCAUACCUGAGGCUGGUUCUUGUUGGUAAAACUGGAUCAGGAAAGAGCUCCAGUGGAAACACCAUACUGGGAAGAGACACCUUCAGUGCAGCUGUCAGUCAGUCCUCAGUGACCAGACAGUGCUGUAAGCAGACAGGCGAGGUGUUGGACCGGCAGCUGACCAUCGUCGACACUCCCGGACUCUUUGACACUUUGUUACCUGAACACACCGUGAAGAGAGAGAUCUCCAAAUGCAUCAACAUGUCGGCCCCGGGGCCCCACGCCAUCCUGUUGGUCAUCAAGGUGGGACCAUUCACCAAUGAAGAGGAAGGCGCCGUCAGGCAGGUGGAGGAGAUGUUUGGACAGGACGCCUGGAAGUACACAAUCAUCCUCUUCACCCAGGACGAGAAAACUGGCGAGGACAUCGAGCGCCAGCUGCAGGAGGCUGGACCAGAGCUGCAGACGGUCCUGAAGAAGGCAGGAAACAGAUACCACGUCCUCAACAAUGACAGGACCAACGAUCGGGGACAGGUCCUGGAUCUGUUAGAGAAGGUGGAGGAGAUGGUUGGUGCCAACGGAGGACAGUUCUACUCCAACUACUCCUACGAAGACGCAUUAGAGAUGCUGCAUCGGAGAGAGGCCGAACUCAGAGAGUUCUACGAGGAGAAAAUGGAGGAAAAGAUCAAAUCUGUGGAGUUAAAGUACGAGAAGAAGCUGAGUGAAGCUGUAGAGGAUCACCAAAAGGUGGAGAAGCGACUGCAGUCAGAGCUGCAGGAGGUGAAGAGGUAUUAUCGUGUUUUAGAGAGCGGAGUCCGUCAUGUUGUGGAGCAGACGAUGCAGACUGACUCCAUGGAAGACAUCCUCAAGUUUCACAUGGCCCUAAAACUGAAGUUCACCUCUUAAACGUUUGUUUCUGACACUUUCUCAUCCCUAAACAAAUGCCAAAGACUCCAAAAACAACAUAUUCAAGUCAAUUUUUAAAAACCAAGAGCGAG